Messenger RNA from Morchella importuna, 1287 nucleotides. RefSeq lists its product as uncharacterized. Gene Ontology annotation, cellular component: cytosol. Gene Ontology annotation, biological process: purine nucleoside catabolic process. Lineage: Eukaryota; Fungi; Ascomycota; Pezizomycetes; Pezizales; Morchellaceae. Gene Ontology annotation, molecular function: purine nucleosidase activity. The record is from RefSeq and is a predicted model, not a curated record. The coding region runs from base 1 to 1287 and encodes 428 amino acids. The transcript is spliced from 2 exons.
AUGGCACCACAAAAGAUCAUAAUAGAUACCGAUCCCGGAGUGGACGAUAUGCUCGCACUUCUCCUCGCUCUCUCCGCCUCCCCCGACGAACUCGAGCUCCUUCUCAUUUCCCUCACCUUCGGUAAUAUCAACAUCGAGAACUGUCUCCGCAACACAGUCUCGCUCUUCCAUGUCCUCGACCUCGAGAAGCAAUGGCGCAGCUCCCGCGGCCUCCGCACCGGUUUCUCGGCCCUCGAGAACACAAAGCCCAUUGUCGCUAUAGGCGCAGACCGGCCCCUCGAGGAACAAUUACUCGCCGCAGACUACUUCCAUGGCCUUGACGGUCUCGGGGGUGUCCACACUACCGCGCCCCAUUUCACCCCCUCCGAAACAUGGUCUCACAUCUUCAACUCCACAGCCGCCACCCCAGCACCCCCAAACUUCACACCCUCCUCCACCCCCGCCCACCUCGAGAUCCUACGCAUCCUCGCAGAAAACCCACCAAACACAAUAACCAUCAUCGCCGUCGGGCCACUCACCAACAUCUCCCUCGCCGCAACCCACGACCUCCCAACCCUCCUGCGCGCCAAAGAGGUCAUAAUAAUGGGCGGCGCAAUCGACCAAGAGGGCAACGUCACCCCCGUCGCCGAGUUCAACCACUACGCCUGCGCCUACUCCGCCGCGCACAUCUACGCCCUCACCUCACCCCACCCCUCCGGCACGCUUCCAAUCGGCAGCCGCUUCACCCUCAACCAGGCCCCCGCCCCCGAGAGGCCGCUGAAGCUCAGCAUAUUCCCCCUCGACAUCACCAACCGCCACCUCCUCAGCGAAGCGGUCUGGCGCGCCGCCACAGCGGACCGCAAGGCGCAGGGCAGCCCGCUGGCGCAGUGGUGCGACGUCUUUGUGACGGCAACGUUCAAGAAGAUGAAGGAAAUGUACCUGCAGAGCACCGGCGGCGGCGGCGAGGCUGCGCGGCGCGACACGGUCGACAUCAGCAUGCACGACCCGCUGUGCGUGUGGUACGCCAUCUCUGCGCUUGCGCGCGGCGAGGAGGGGUGGGUCGUGCACGAGGGGCGGGACAUCAGGGUUGAGCCGGCGGGGCAGUGGACCAGGGGUAUGUGUGUGGUUGACCGCCGGCCAAAGAAUGUGGAGGAGAACUUGGCGGAGGCGGUCAAAUUGGGAGAUGUGGGCGUGUGGCUGCAUAGGGGCCAUGGGAACCGCGUGAGGCAGGUGGUGGAGAGUCCGGAGGGGACGGAUCGGAAGUUUGGGGGGUGGAUGUUGGAGAGGAUCUUUGAUGUGGUGUUGUAG